AUGGAAGCAAGGUUAAUUUCCGUCUGCUAUCGAGUCCACAGAGAAAUCAAUGGAAACUGUACGUUAAAGCCUGGGAAAGGUUCAAGCAGCUGGUUCUGGGUGCUUGAAGAAUUCAAAUCAUUAACAGGAAAGCCAAUGAAUACACCAUUAAAAAAGCUACAGGAUUUGGAAGAAAUUGAAUAUUUCAAAAACAUAGU
This is a messenger RNA of Racocetra persica, 197 nucleotides long. Lineage: Eukaryota; Fungi; Glomeromycota; Glomeromycetes; Diversisporales; Gigasporaceae. The record is from the annotation of a GenBank genome assembly.